This is a messenger RNA of Adineta ricciae, 10575 nucleotides long. The record is from the annotation of a GenBank genome assembly. Lineage: Eukaryota; Metazoa; Rotifera; Eurotatoria; Adinetida; Adinetidae.
AUGCAGACUCCAAUACAUGCUAAUCAAGUAUUUGCUCUACUUUGUCGAAAUUAUCGCGUUUCGAGAAAUACUCGUGCUCUAUGGCAGUUUCAACAAAUAGCUGCUUCAUCGUUGAACCAAGUUCGAAUACCAACAACGGAAGAAAUUAAACAAUCUUCCGACGAAAUUGUUCUUCUUUCCGCAGUUGAUCAUAAUAAUGUACCAAUACCAGCAUCAUCCACGAUUCUCUGCACCAGUUCAACACGGUUUUCUUAUUUUACUACACGUUAUAAAUUUGCUUUUAUUCUCGAUAUGACUGAUUCAUGCGCAUCGGUUUCUAUCGAUGGUGGACAUGUCUAUCUUGAAUCACUGACAAAUUGUUUAUGUGUACUUUUGUAUUCACUUGCUCAAACAUUUACAUUACCCGGUUGUGAACUGAAGUUCCAGCCUGAAAUCGAUAUUUCAGUGUAUGUCUACUUUCCAUUGCAUCGAACACCGAACCACCAAGUACUUAUUCACGGCUAUCGAUUGAAUUGGUCAACGCUGGAAAAUGUUUGUCGUGAUAUAACAAAUAAUUUAAAAUCGGCUACUGAUAUUCUGCAGAAAGCGAUGAGUAACGGCCCACCACUGAAUACUCAUUCUAUCUCAUCAACAAUGGACUCAGAUGACAACAUCAAUGCUCAUCUCAAUUCCGUUUAUUUAAAUAGUGAAUCCUCGUGUGCUAUUAUCAAUAUGUUAAGUUAUGGUAUUACUGCGUUACAGCUAACGCCAGAGGAAUCAACUGCAGCAUUGGUAAUCAUCACAGAUGGUAUUCUCGAUGUUCCCAAUAUCACCGCAUUUGAAACAGUGAUGCGACAAAUACGUGCGCGGAUUAUCAGCUGUUCAUUUGUACAAAUUGGUUCAAACAAUCAGCGACAACAAACCAUAAAUAGCAAAGUACUGAAACCGCCAACAUCGAGUUUAGGACAUGUUCCAAACGAAGAAUUAUUGAAAUUUAUCAGCUUAUCCACGUUUGGUUCGUUUAUACAUUUUGAUGUUGAUCAUAUCAGUAAUGGAUCAACAUUAUUGUUGCGUUUAUUUUCAAAGAAAAUCGAGAUAUCAUAUGCCUGCAAACGACUGCACGAAUUUCAAAAUGAAUUAUUAUCAUGGGGUUUUCAUAAAGCAAUUAGUGAGUCAUCGAUUUCAUCGUCGAAACGUGUGUCAAGCGGAUCAUUCAGUGUCGACGAUGAAAACAGUCGAAAUCUGAAAUUGCAUGCUAUUAGUUUACCCAUAUCAUGUAAAUUAGUUAAUCAAUCAGUACUUCAGACAUCACUGGAAAAUGUACUCUCAUUACGAUUACGUGAAGGUUAUACUGUCCGACACGUUCAAAUUAAAAAAGAUGAAAUUGAAGUGCAUUUAAUAUUACCUUGGCGAUAUGACAUACAAAUCUAUUAUACAGCUCGGUCCGUUUGGCCAUUAACAAAGAGUAUUCGAACGGACAUUCGUGUUUAUAAAGAAGCACCGGUUUAUUUCCUUCAAGAAUCUAAUCAAUUAACGUAUAGUCAAACAUCAAAAGCGAUCAAUAUGACUCGUAAUAACCUUGUCCGACGAUAUAACGAUGUCAUACAAACUGUUUCCAUAACUGACCGACAUUUAACACUGAUCAAUACAUUCGCUCAAAACUCAUCGUAUUAUAAAGUACCAGAAACGAUCAAACGUGGAAAACCGAUGUUUUUCGUCACAGUGAAUAAUUCUCAGCAGACAGUAUUGAAUGUUAAAGAUGAAAGUCUUCAAGAAUUUUUCGAUUUCUGGCGACCAAUUGUCAUUCUGGAUGGAUCAUUAUGGCAACGUUUUAUGUAUACACAUAAUCUAACCAUCAUUCUAGUCAAUGAUCCACUUUCAAACUCUUUAUUCAAUAUGCAUCAUCAUCUAUCACAAUCACAUACCCAACAGUAUUCGAGUGUUUCAUGUCGUAUCGCCAAGACUGAUUUCGAAGCAUUUCUGGCCGAAUACUUUUCCUUUGUUCUCUUGGAUGGUCAAUCGUAUAUUAAAUUUUUGACACACGAAAACAAUGAUAAUGCUCCGUAUAGUUUUAUGCUACUCCGCAUUAUGGGACAACCACCAUUACUCUAUUUAAAAUUUGCAUUUCAAUCGAAUGCCAGUACAGUCGAACGACAUAAUAUCAUGGAAGAUUUUCGAAGUAACCUUGUUCGCCUUCGUCCACGCUCACGUACGAAAUUGGGUAAUGUAAAUGAGGGUAAUCGUAAGCAGCAAACAUCAACACCAGUGUCAUCGGUGACUCAACGAACGAGUUCAUCCGCAUCGAUACCAGUCUCAACGAUUAGUCAGCGAACAAGUUCAAUUACAUCAUCAGCUCUCACUCUAUCACGAUCAACAAUGACGCCAACGUUAACAUCGUGUUGUGUUGCAUUAAAUAAGAAUAUUGAACGAUUGAUACUUAAACCAGAUCCAUUUCCAUAUGAUUUGCUUGGUAUACCAAAGCAUGAUGAUGAUGAUAUGCAACAGAAAAAUCGCUUGGAAUUGGACUCUAAACGACAAGCGCUAUCGAAAUUCUUCUAUAUACGUACAUUUAUUCGUUCAUUUGAUAGUCUUAAACAUCUAUCGAAUGUUCCGAAACGAAUUCCGGAUAUUAUUCUCGAUACUUUCAUCAGACGACGACUACAAGAAGGUUUUCAUUUUGCCACUUCACACAAUAAUAUACAUAACCUCGUUCUGGAAGUGAAAAUGAAUACACCAAAAGACGAAUGCACGGAAGAGACAUUUCAUUUAAAUCCUGCUGUUAACUUUUAUCCAGAUGAACGAGUACAAACUUGUCUUGUACAAUACCGAAUCUAUCCUGUUGAAUAUGGUCGUGCAUCUGAUGUAAGUCCAACACGGGAAAUUCGUGCUAUGUCUCUGCGACGCUCUUCAAGCAUCUACUGUGAUCAGCCAACAUCGUACUAUUUUCUUACACAAUGUUGGGUCGAACCUCAAGAUGGUGUUGUGGAAGCUGAUUGUCCUGAACUUGAAUUUCUCAAUCGAUGUACUUAUAAAGAAAUAGUCGAUAAGAUUCAUGUAUCUAUAUAUCUAGUAGGUAAGCUGCUCUUCUUUAGCUCGCAUAUCAAUGGCUUCAGCAUCAACGAAGUCGAUCGCGAAUGCUUUAAUACACUUGUCUCAUUCUAUUUCGUUAAAUAUUUACAAGAACGAAAUGCAAUUUCAACAGGUUCUACAUCACGUCCAUUGAAAAUACUCUCGUCGGAUACAGUUUCAACAUCUUCGAAUCACGAGACUAUUCUUAUACCCUAUAACCAAGAUACGAUUAGUCUCAUCCGACGUUCACAUCAAACUCACUUUGCCUUUUCUGCUUUCAUCGAUGAUUACGACAAAAUCGAACGUGAUUACACGUGUAAGAACAGUUCAUUACCAACAAAAAGCCUCAAUUCAACGUUACUUAGCGUACUCUAUGAUCGUCUUUGUUCGAAAAAUUAUGAAAAUAAAAGACAUCUAUUUGCUGAUACCAUGGAGAACCAUAACGCAUUUACUAGUACAUUACUCCACCGGUCGACAAAUUCAAAACUCCAACGCUUACCUAUCGGCUUACGAAGUCUCAAAUCAAGCCCAUAUUUACUCUAUUUACUCAAUUACAAUCAACAACAGAACGCCAACAAACCAUUAACAAAUUUGGAGCAGUAUUUGAUCGAAAUGUUAUUUCCACGUUGGAACUUUCUUGUUUCCACUGAUGGAGAUGAACAUGUCUACAUGAUAUUACUGCCAAAAACUGAACGUGACCUACUCUUGCUAAAUAUCGAUUUGAACGCAUUAAUGCACGACCUUAUUGGACAAUAUACGAUGGAAAAUACUGAUAAUGGAUUGCCAGUUUAUGAUGAUAGCCGAUAUAUGGUCAAGGUUAUAAUCGAUGAAAUUGAAGCAUCGGUUGGUCACGAAUCAACAUGUGUAUCACCAACAACUGAACAAUCAGAUCAGAAAGUCCACAAAGACCAAAUGGCUAAAUAUGCAGGGCGACGUCGUCAACGUCGUGAUACAUUUACUUCAGCAGAUUUGUUAACACCGCAUACUUUACAUGCACCAUUUGCUCACAGUAGAAAUUCAACGUCAUCGCCAAUUCCUAUUGUUCAUUCGGUCGCUCAACAUUUACCACAUUCAUCAUCUCAUCCCAAUACUAUUGGUUGCCGUCGAAUGUAUUCACCAUUAACUGUCGAUACAAACAAUGUCUUGCAUGUGGAAGCAUCUCCUCGUCGAUAUUCGGCGUCGGCUGCCCUUUCACCGCCGAAUCAUCAUUACAGUAUUCACCCUCCACCGAUAGUGAACGUUAUUCAUGCAUUUCCACAACAAGAUUUUUCACAGGAAUCUAACAAAAGAUCAAGCGAUCAACAGUGGCAUAUUCCGAUAUUUCUCUACGGUUGCAAUAAAGGACGCUUAGCAGCAUCGUUACUUCUGUCGAACGAACAACAGUGGGCAACGCUGGAAACUGAUGCUUAUCAUGAUUGCACAAUCGAUGACAGUGAUUCAACGAACGAUGCAAAAACUGUAAUCACGACGACAACAUCACAAAAUACGAAAUUGCGAAAACGAGACAAUUCUCGCCGAUACGAUGAGGAUAACCCAUUUCCUGAUGAUAAACAAGUCGAAAAUAUGCGUGAAUCCCUUGAUUAUGCGUUCGCAACUGCAUUUUACAAAAAUUGCCUACUGGACCUAACUACACAUCGUAAUGACAUCGAUCAUGCACUGAAUGCGAUCUAUUUUGAUCAUUGUGAAGAUAUUGAUUUAACUUCCUUCCUUAAAGCAAUGUGUUCACAUUUAUCCGAUGAUGAAUUACAAUCGGAAGAAUCUGGCGUGAUUUGCACUCCAACUUCACGAAAUAUUCACACUUAUUUACAUGAGAAAUUCCUUCACAUAAUCAAUAAAUUUUUUCGUCGUGUUUCAUCAGAUUCGGAUUAUUUUUAUUUCCGAUCGAACAAAGACUCCGACGGACCAAGUCGAAAUUCUGUUGAGAUCGAUCGUUUGACAGACAACAAUGACGUUUUACCAACAUCGGGUCCGUACAAGUUCGAUGAUACCAAUGGAAUGGAUCAUGAGAGUAGCAGUGAUACCAAUAACGACGAUGACGAUGAAAGUAAUCGAACAGUUUAUAUCCAUGAGAACAAUGAUGAUGAAGAAUAUGAAUUGCAAUUGGCAAACACACGCCGUCGAUCGGAUGAAUCCUCAAGUUCGAUAUCGAAUCGUUCAAGAGAUUUAUCGGCUCGAGAAAUUUUCCCCUUAUUCAUCUGUUUCGAUUGCCGACUGGUAAUGAAAGACUAUGAUUAUAAUAAACAAGUGAAAACAAUUCCACUUUGCAUAAAUGAAAUGAUAGUCAAACCAUCAGAAACGACAAUCGAUCAUACUAGUUUGCGCGUUUCGUUUGGUUUGAUGUGUUUAACAUUUGGCCGCGAAGAUGUGGAUACACCAAGCGCUAAUAUCAAUGGUAUGGCGACUAACACUCCAACGUUCAACCAUCCGCUUCUCUCGGGACGACGAUAUCAAGAAUUAAAUUCGAUUGAUGCUGUGGAAAAUGCAAGCACAUGCACAGGAACUACGAUGGGCGGAGAAUUGAAUAAAAAUCCGUUGGAUAAACUUCGACUAUCUGAUGCACAACGGCGAGCAAUAAUAUUAUGUCGUCGCGAGAUUGAAUGGCUCCUACGUGAUGAGCAGCUUUCGACAUAUUUCACUCGCCGAUCGUUGGAUAGGAAUUUAAUCGAGCAAGUUAUUGGACAUGUUCAAGCAUCUUCGAACAUUCAAGCAUCAAAGUGUUUAUGUCGGUCAAUCGAUCUUAAAUUUGUUCUUGGCAUUGAUAAGUCAUUGAAACCAUUUCUUGAGGAACUACGAACUGUUCGUAUUCAAGAUAAAUAUGUUUUAACGGAAUGUGGAAAUUAUUAUGUUUUACUUGAACCAAUGUACCAAGACUCGGAAGAAGCACAACGACGACGGAUCUCCGCGUUGUCAACAAAUUCAAGCGAUGAUCAGUCGUCACUAGCAAUGGAAGAUAGUUUACCUUCUGAUUGUUCGAUAGCUGAUGAUGACGAAAUGGAAAAACCAUCGACGGAUGAUAAAUUGGAUGAUUAUGUCAAACCGUCGUUUUGGCUUUUCAUUGAACGGAAGAAAAAGACUUCGGGACAAGUUGAUCUGCUUGAAGUGAAAUUUUAUCUCUAUUGCGGUUCAUCAUCCGAUACUAUGCAACAUUCGGAAGAGUCGAAGAAGAUUCUAGAUGAGCUAAUCAAUGAAUUCAAACAGUUAUGUCGCACAACCAAUCAAAAAUUGUUAAUGAGUAAUCUAUCGGCAACUCGGCUGUGCAAUUCGUUAUUGGUGCCGCCUGGUGAAAACGAUGAUUUGAGUUUAGAGGCAGAUGCGCCUAUUCUAGCUGCAAACUUGAACACUCCACAAGGCGAAUAUGCUUGCGAUGAAUUAUGGACACAUUCAUUUCCUUUACAUUUUCGUCUGCGUCCACAUUUACAUGUACAAUCGACAUCCAAAAGCCCAAGUGGUUAUCAUUCAGGCUCACUUUUACGUGAAUUGUCAACUCACUUCAGCGCCUUAGCUGUACACAAUCGAAAAAAUCUAUUCGUUUAUUGUGGGGAACGCAAUUACUAUUACAUGAGAUUUCGUGAAGAUACUCUUCCACCGUCAGGACCUAGUUUAGUGGAUGAGAAUGCAACUGCAAAUGACGGACAUCAUCCAAAUAGCGGUGAUCUGCUAUCACCUCAAAUCUAUAAUGGAAACAAUACUUUAUCAUUGAAUAGUUCCAUGAGAAAUCGUCAACGACACGAUUCGGGCACCUACUGUAUACAUGUGAUGCUCUAUGGAUUGAAAUCUUCGAUCGAUCCGAAAUUUGAAACAAUAAAGAGUAAUCUUAUCCAAUCGAUUGUUAGUCGACUGGAAGAUGAAGUAGUGAAAGAACUCGUCAAUGCUCUUUAUCAUUUCGCUAUGCCACGUUUGAAUCCUGAUGAUGUAACCUUUAUUCGACCGAUCGAUAGUGAACCAAAACAUGUGUUUGAAUAUAAAAUUUCGCCAUUGAUUAACACAAAUGCAUUCCUCUACUAUUUCCGACGUUAUGUUAAAACAAAUCAAUUUCAUCAGCCGCUAUUUCUCCCUGUUCUUGCUAAAGACUUGAAAGACAUUAUCAAAGAUUAUCGUGGACAAACAUUGAUCGUUUACAAUAAAACCUUUAAUAUUCGUAUUCCUCGACCAGGUCUGGCAUGGAUUGAACUGCAUGUGUUGAAUUCAGCGAAUCGACCAAGUCCAUUAUCAACAGAAGAUCUCACCGAUGAAUUGACUGUCGAUUCCUUGAUCGAUCUUAUUCGCGUCACUGAAAUAAGUUCUGCAACGACAAGUGAAGAUAAUACGAAUGAAAACGUCCUUCGUUGUAAUGUUUGGGCUCGUGGUGGUCAACCAGAAAUUGAACCAGUUACCAUGUCAAAUACUUUAUUACAAGCAUUCACAUAUGCUCUGGCAGAUUACGUAACAGAGUACAAACUCUUACCUAAAUUAUACAAUAGCAGCGGUCAUGUUUAUCAUCGACACGGAUCGUUGGAACCACCACCAUCACCUCGUUCAGUCAAUACUGUGAAAUUUGCCAAUGAGACAACUUUCAUUCUCGAUCGCAAUGUACCAACCGCACGUACAUUUACUGCAGAUGCAGGACCGACAACGCCAACAGUUCAAUCACGACGCCAUUCGACGAAUAGUACUGCUGGUCUAUUUAAUAUUUUUAUUAAAUCGAACAAACCCAUGGGUUCCUACUCACCCGUUAAACUUCAGCGUCAAGAAUCAAUUCAAAGCUCAAUACUAAGUCAUUCGUCUAUGGAUGAACCACAAGCAUUGUCAGUUCAACACGCACAGUGUCUAACAUCUUGGUUUCAACAUUUAACCACAGAACAUCCAAAACUUCCAUCAUUAACAAGUUCUUCGCAUACAUUAUCAAAUCGAAUGCUGCUAGUUGAUGUGAUUCAUAAUUUUACCUCAUGGCUCAACGAUCAAAAGUUCAUUGCAUAUAAACAUGAAUCACUACAUGGAAUGAUAUUUCGUUGUAAUCAAGAACGAACGUUAUAUUUACCGGUACCAUCAUUAGAUCAAAUGCCAACGCGUGUUCCUGGUGAAAAUCUCGAUCUCAUUGUUCUAUAUCAGAGCACGAAAACAGUCAAUGAUCUAGUUAUCGAAAGUAAUGAAUCAUCACCACAACAGGAGUCCGUCGAUGCAAUGGCACUUGCCAAUAGUUCUGAUAUUCCCAAACAAAUAUUUCUAUGUAUUAUUGCCAAUGAUAAAAAAUUAACCAUAACAUUGCACAAUGCACCGGACGAGUUAUCCAAGCUGUUGAUCAAACACUUUUCGGAAAUAAUCAGUUGGGCAAAUCGCCGUUUGCACGUUUUGAAUAUCAUUGUUACACAAAAGAUGGGCUUAUUCCGUUAUCGAUCAUUUCAUUCUGAACAGCAUUCCGAAUAUAGUCGCCAUCAUGGACAACAAGGAAUAAUGAAUAAACAUUCGAUCAAAGGAGAGGGUUAUGAACUCGAACAAGUGAUCAAAGAAACGUUACCACCGAAAGCAGGAAAUACAUCUGCAUCGUGGAGUAUUGACUUGCUUUAUUGUAAUUUAAUCGGAGCGUAUCCAUCACUGUCCAAUGAUUCUAGUCAAGAUCUAGUUCAACGACAUGGAACACAACUACUACGAUUGAGAGAAAAUAAGAAAACUCACAUGGAUCGAUGCACACAACUUGAAGAAGCCUGUUCGAAUUGGAUACUGACACCAAAAAAAAACAUUGCCGAUGACCUACUCACGCAGAUGAAACGCCGUUCUCGACUAUUAAAUAUCGCCGUGGUACCCUUACUCUUCUCUCGGCCAGCUCGACACUUUUUCCAAAAUGAUUUCACACUACGCGUCGACAAUGUCCUCUGUUUGGAUGCAUCUGUAGCAGCAACAGUUGAUGUCUCAUUGGCAACACGUCUGGCAAACAAACGAAAAUCUGUUGCCAUUCCAGUCGAUUUCGCUCUACGCCGAUGUAUACAAUCGGUUAAUGAGAAUGAUUAUCAAAUUGCUCAAAGUCAAUUGAUCCGCCAUGAUUCCAACCCUUCGAAUAUGAGUACUGAACAGCAACAUACCCAAAUAAUCGAUUCGUUCAUCGAACAAAUGUGUUCGUUCUUACAAGUAGUCUACAAAUUCUAUUUGAUCAAUACAAAACCAAAUCUGCCGAAGAUUAACCAGUCAACUGGUGUUCGAUCACCAGUAAAAUUGAAUUUUCAUCGCUCGGAUUCAAAUCGUCGCGCAACAUUACUCGUUGAAUUAUCAUCAUUGAACAAAGUCCAACUCGUUCUCCGUUUUCUUCAGUAUGAUAUCAUAAAAUUUCCUACAAACAAUCAAACGUCAGCGACAACUCAUCUGCGAUCGAUAUCCAACGAUACAUAUUGGAUUCCUGAACAAACUGAACUCGACGCAUUUGUAUAUGAUUUUCAUCUGCAAACUAUUGUUCGUUAUCAAACAAAUCCUCAGGAUGCGAACCUAUUCGCGCCAGACUUUUCAAUAAUUGCAUUUCUACAAGAUUUUAUUGAAUACUAUCCCAAUGCACCAGUCGGAUCCAAAACAGCAUUAUUUAAAACUAUUAUUCAUCAUACAAUUGAUGUGAAUAAACGAGCAGCCGAUACUUAUUUAUUCAAAUACGUACUUGAACAUGCCACAUCCUACAAUAUUCAGGUUAAACGACGAAAUUCGGACGAGUAUCUAUUUGAUUGUGAUCGCAAUGAUAUCUAUUGGAUGGCGGCGCGAGCAACUCCAUCAUCAUCGUCAGAAUUAACUGUUGUUAUGUACAUCAUCUAUACAAAUUUAAAUCCUAAACAACAGAAUCUACCCGCUGUAACAUCGUCAGCACUCAAUAAAAUCUCGAUUCCUCCACCAAGUAAUACUCGAAUAGCUAAUAGUCUGAAGAACAACUCGAAUACAAAUCAAAUGCGAGAACGUGCGUCGACGAUUUUAUUACCAUCUGUUAAAGCAAAUUUAGUUACCCCAGUUCGACCAAACGCUGUCAGCAGUGACCAAGCCAUUGCAAGCAACAUACCAGUAGAUCGAAAUGUCGAAUAUUUCAAAUCUAAAAUAACCUUGAUUUUGAACAAAGCGUCAUUGUCGCAUCGUCGUGAAAGUCUUUGGGAAAAACUAAUUGCUACGCGAUCGGAUAAUCCUCUAAGUGGACGUCAUGAAAAUGUUCCAAUUCACACUAAUGAAUUUCAAACACUAUUGGAUUCCUGUGUUGGCGAUGAAACCAUGGAAUUACCAGCAGUUAACACAUUACUACAACGAGUAUUUAGUAACAAAGAACAACUCGAUCGAUUGUAUCGAUUUCUACGUUCGCGAUAUAGUUCGCAAUUUCACAUGUUGAAUUCAGCAACUGUGACUUAUCUAGUUGUCUUUCAAUGCAAUCCGCCGCAACAGCGCGAUGCAUUUCUUGUCCUCAUCUAUCGAUCGGACCAGAAUAACUUGAAAUCAUGCUUAGUCAAACGUCAAAAUGAUGUCGACUGUACGUCGUUUAUUGAAACCUUUACUCAUCGAAUUAGUUAUUUUCUUUGGGAGUGUUUAAUCUAA